AUGGCAUCAUCAGCCCAGCCACAAAGAUAUUCCAAUAUUACCCUCGGCUCUUCGUUAAAUCCCAGUACAAAUUCAUCGUGGUUGUCACCCUCUGGACUCUAUGCCUUUGGAUUCUACAAGCUAAACAAUGGCUACGCUGUCGGAAUUUUUCUUGCUGGGAUUCCAGAAAAGACUGCUCUCUUCUCUCAAGGUGGAAACUGCAAAAAGCAAAGACUUCCAUUAAGAUAUGGAAGAAGAUCACAAGGCAGUUCAGACGUUGCUCUUAUCAGGGUGAGCAAAACAACAUCAUCAUCGACUCAAGGAGUUUUGGGUAAAUCGGGCAAAAAGAUUCGUUUAGACAUCUUAAUCGUCAGCAUUUUACUUGUUGCUUUGGCUGCCUUGAUCUUCGCAUUUAGUGGGAUAUAUGUCCACAGAAAUCGUGUUAGCUAUAAGAAGAUCUCUAAGUUCGGAAAUGUUGAACUGAUUGAGGAUGUUGGUUUGCGAGAAUUUAACUACGAAGAACUUGUGCAAGCAACAAAUGAAUUCAAAGAAGAGCUCGGUAGAGGAGCAUCUGCCACAGUUUACAAAGGGAUCUUAUCGAACAACAAAAAUGUUGUGGCCGUGAAGAGGCUCGAGAAAGAAUUGGAAGAAGGAGAAAAAGAAUUCCAGACUGAGAUGAAGGUGAUAGGAAAAACAUAUCACCGUAAUCUGGUCCGACUUCUUGGUUACUGCCUCGAAGGAUCUAAGUGGAUUUUGGUAUAUGAAUACAUGAAAAAUGGAACACUUGCAGAUAUACUUUUCAAUCCCGAAAACCGACUAUAUUGGGAAGAAAGAAUUCGAAUUGCUCUUGAUAUUGCAAGAGGCAUCCUCUAUUUGCACGAGGAGUGUGAGACGCAGAUCAUUCAUUGUGAUAUAAAACCACAAAACAUACUCAUGGAUGAGCAUAGGUGUGCAAAAAUUUCCGACUUCGGACUGGCAAAGCUCUUAAAGAAAGAUCAAACAAACACCUAUACACAGAUAAGAGGAACUCGGGGUUAUGUAGCCCCAGAGUGGCACAAAAAAUUGCCUGUGACAGUUAAAGCAGACGUUUACAGCUUUGGAAUUGUUCUACUAGAGAUCAUAUGUGGUAGAAAAAGUGUUGAUUGGAGCUUGCCUGAAGAUGAAGCUAUUCUUGAUGAGUGGGUCUACAAGUGUCUCCAGGAAGGUGAGACAAGUAAACUGGUGCGAGAUGAGGACGUCGACAAGAGAAAAUUUGAGAGAAUGAUUAAAAUUGGUAUAUGGUGCAUCCAAGACGAACCAUCUCUCCGUCCAUCGAUGAAGAAAGUUUUAUUGAUGCUGGAAGAGACUGUAGACAUCCCAGUACCUCCAAGUCCUACUUCUUUCCUAAGUACCAUAUAGUUUUGUUGAGGCCGAAGGGACCGUACACAUCUCAAGUUUUCUGGAAUGUUAAAUAAAAUAGUCAAUUAAAUUAUGUUUUGUUUGAUUUUAGGAUUUUCUUUCUGGUUCUGAAGUAUUGAUUUUGGAGCUUUAGUUAACUGUUAUUCACUCUGUUUCCUAAGGACUAAAAUAUAGUACACAUGCACACGGGCUAGCCUCAAUUAUAAUUUACUACUAGAUGGCUACAACGCUUUUAUCUUUCAAGUGACACGAACUUCU
Molecule: messenger RNA, 1635 nt
Organism: Olea europaea var. sylvestris
Lineage: Eukaryota; Viridiplantae; Streptophyta; Magnoliopsida; Lamiales; Oleaceae
Product: G-type lectin S-receptor-like serine/threonine-protein kinase LECRK2
Exons: 2
Coding region: 1-1377 (458 amino acids)
Biological process (GO): protein phosphorylation
Molecular function (GO): protein kinase activity; ATP binding
Source: RefSeq, a predicted model, not a curated record